AUGAGCGAAUCACUUGCGCAUCGACAUCCAUCACUUAACGAUAAAAUGAUCCCGCGUGUGACGAGAUUGUCUACGCGUCUGCAAGCAAGACGCUUACCAAGCAUUACACAGCCCAGGCUGCGCAAAUUGGCCACUUCGGUGCAAGAGGAUGACGGAUUCGCUGGUGCAAACGCCUUCUACGUUGAGCAGAUGUACAGGCAUUGGAAGGAAGACCACUCCUCUGUUGACGAGAGCUGGGAUGUGUACUUCAACAGCUUGGAUGGAAAACCUCCCGUUCCUUCAGUAUCUGCCGGUGCAGGCGUAGGUGCGAUCAAGGAGCCACCAAACCAAGCAUUCGUCAAUACUCCAUUAGAUGUUCCAAAGACUGACUCAAAUAGCCUGACUGAUCACCUCAAAGUUCAGCUUUUGGUUAGAGCUUUCCAAGUCCGUGGCCACAUACUCGCAAAGACUGAUCCACUCGGUAUCGUUGAGCCUGAAAGACAAUUGAACAUGCCAUCAGAGUUGGAGCUUACCCACUACGGUUGGUCUGAAUCUGAUCUCGAUACCAAGCAAUUCGACCUCGGUCCAGGUAUUCUUAAGCGCUUCACUGACACUGGAAAGUCCAGAAUGACCCUGCGUGAAAUUUACGACCUCUGCAAGCAGAUUUACUGUGGUCCCAUUGGUUCUCAAUACGUUCACAUACCAGAAAAGGACCAAUGCGAUUGGAUUAGAGACAGAAUAGAAUCCCCACAGCCUUGGAACUUUUCCUUGGAAGAAAAGAGAAUGGUUUUGGAUAGACUCGUUUGGUCUGAUUCUUUCGAACGUUUCAUCGCUACCAAGUUCCCUAAUGAAAAAAGAUUCGGUUUGGAGGGUUGUGAAUCACUUAUUCCUGGUAUGAAAGCAAUUAUUGAUCGCUCUGUUGAGCACGGUGUCAAGUCUGCCGUGAUUGGUAUGCCACAUCGUGGUCGUUUGAACGUUCUCGCCAACGUUAUUCGUAAGCCAGGUGAAGCUAUUUUCAACGAGUUCUCCCCAGUGGCAUCAGCUGACGAUGAAUCUGGCGGUGGUGACGUUAAGUACCACUUAGGUGCAAACUACGUUCGUCCAACACCAUCGGGCAAAAAGGUUUCGCUCUCACUUGUUGCCAACCCAUCUCACUUGGAGGCUGAAGAUCCUGUUGUCUUGGGUAAGACCCGCGCAUUGCAAUUCUUCGAUGGUGAUAAAGAAAGACUCUCUGCUAUGGGCAUUCUUCUCCAUGGUGAUGCUGCAUUCUCCGCUCAAGGUGUUGUUUAUGAGACUCUCGGUUUCCACUCUACCCCAGGAUAUGGUACUGGUGGUACGAUUCACAUCUGUAUAAACAACCAAAUCGGUUUCACCACUGACCCAAGAUUCUCACGCUCAACACCUUACCCAACUGAUGUUGCCAAAUUCAUUGAUGCACCAAUCUUCCACGUCAACGCUGAUGAUCCAGAGGCAGUCGUUUUCAUUUGUCAAUUAGCAGCAGACUGGCGUGCCAAGUGGAAGAAGGAUAUUGUUAUCGACUUGGUUUGCUACCGUCGUCACGGUCACAACGAGACUGAUCAACCUGCUUUCACACAACCACGUAUGUAUCAAGCUAUUUCUAAGAAACCAAACAUCCUCGACAUUUACGUCGAUUAUCUUCAAAAUGAGGGUACAUUUACUAAGCAAGACACGGAUGAGCACAAGAAAUGGGUGUGGCAGACUCUUGAGAAGUCAUUCCAGAACUCAAAGGAAUACAAGCCAAGUCCGAAAGAAUGGCUUUCAUCGUCUUGGGAUGGAUUCCCAACACCUUCAGAGCUUUCACAACUUGUUCUUCCAGUAAAUCCAACUGGUGUUCGUGAGGAUAAGCUGGUUGAUAUUGCUAAGAAGCUUGGCAACUUGCCAGAAGGUUUCACUGUACAUCGCAACUUGAGCCGUGUGCUUAAGAACAGAGAGAAGAUGGUUGAAGAGGGCAAGGGUAUUGACUGGUCAACAGCUGAAACACUCGCGAUGGGUGCACUGGCUACAGAGGGUAACCACAUCAGAUUAUCAGGUCAGGAUGUCGAGAGAGGUACAUUCUCGCAACGUCACUCUAUUAUCCACGAUCAAAAGACGGGUGAAGCCUUCAUGCCAUUGAACCACCUUGGUGAGAAGCAAGCACCGGUCACUAUAGUUAACUCAACAUUGUCUGAAUUUGGUGUUCUUGGGUUUGAGCUCGGAUACUCGCUUGUCUCUCCAGAUUCUCUUACCAUUUGGGAGGCGCAGUUUGGAGAUUUCGCUAACAAUGCACAAUGUAUGAUUGAUCAGUUCAUUUCAUCAGGAGAGAGGAAGUGGUUACAGCGCACAGGUUUAGUACUCUCACUUCCACAUGGAUAUGAUGGACAAGGACCGGAGCAUUCAAGUGGUAGAAUAGAGCGUUUCCUGCAGCUCUGCGACGAUAAUCCACUUAUAUUCCCAAGUGAAGAGCAACAAAUCAGACAGCAUCAAGAUUGUAAUAUGCAGGUAGUGUAUCCAACGACGCCAGCUAAUUACUUCCACGUCCUUCGUCGUCAAGUGCAUCGUGGAUUCCGUAAGCCAUUGGUGUUGUUCUUCGCCAAGAGCUUAUUGCGUCACCCAAUGGCUAGAUCGGACUUGAGUGAGUUGAGCGGUGAUACAAGUUUCCAACGUUACUUGCCAGACCCACAUCCAGAUCAUCUGGUUGCACCUGAGCAAGUGCGUCGUCACAUACUGUGUUCUGGACAAGUUUAUCACACGUUAAUAAAACACCGUGAUGAGAAGGGAAUAAAGGAUGUGGUAAUCUCACGUCUUGAACAGUUAUCACCAUUCCCAUAUGACAUGAUUAAGCCAAACUUGGAUAAGUAUCCAAAUGCUGAUUUAUACUGGUGUCAAGAAGAACCAGUGAAUAAUGGAGCGUGGUCAUAUGUGUCGCAACGACUUAUUACGCUGGUUGACAACACUGAACAUCACAAAGGUAAGGUACCAUUAUAUGCGGGUAGACCACCAUCAUCUUCAGUUGCAACUGGAUCCAAGGCAUCGCAUAAGUCUGAAAUAGAGAAUUUCUUGAAUGAUGCUUUCAAGGAGUGA
Wallemia ichthyophaga EXF-994 is the source of this 3060-nucleotide messenger RNA. RefSeq lists its product as uncharacterized. NCBI's taxonomy places the organism in Eukaryota, Fungi, Basidiomycota, Wallemiomycetes, Wallemiales, Wallemiaceae. Gene Ontology annotation, molecular function: oxoglutarate dehydrogenase (succinyl-transferring) activity; thiamine pyrophosphate binding. The transcript is spliced from 2 exons. The record is from RefSeq and is a predicted model, not a curated record. Gene Ontology annotation, cellular component: oxoglutarate dehydrogenase complex; mitochondrion. The coding region runs from base 1 to 3060 and encodes 1019 amino acids. Gene Ontology annotation, biological process: tricarboxylic acid cycle.